AGUUGUCUACUGAAGUCCUAACGGUUCACACGAUUAAAGCGCCUACACUAAUCCAUGUCGAAAGCGAAAAUCUUAUUACAAGAAAUAGUGAGGAAUAAUCAAUUUAAUAGGAUAUCGAGUAAAUUGAGACAACUUAAAGGUCGAAGUUAAAAAGUAUUCACAUUAAAAAGAGGUACAUCAACACGAGGUACGCUAACAAGACAAGAAUCAUGGCAUUGAUGUUAACGCUACCAUUGGUCGGUCUAAAACCAGAACACUUUUCCACAUUGAAUCUGAAGCUUCUUAAGCUCGAGAACGAACUGAAUUCGAGAAAUUCACCCGAUUCCGCACGGGCUUCUUCUCCAAGUACCGGAAGCGAGACCAGCGGCAUCAGCAGUCUCGUACUGUCCGGCGAAUCAGCAUCAGCCGAAUUAACGCCAGUUUCAUCGAGACCAGAGACUCCCACCAAAGUUCCGUACAAGGAGAAGACAAGUGCACCAUCGCUUCGCAUAAUGCACGGAGGGCGCGAUAUAUUGAAUUUAGGAGCAAAUAUCAGGCCAUCGUUCAAUUGGGAAAGAACAGAUCGAAAGUUGUCUCGAUACGAGAUUCAAAACAUUAUAGUCAAUCGUUCGGUGCAUUACCGAGCACGGGAGCAGCCACAUGAUGAUUAUUCAAUGAAACGCUGCGACGAAUGUGGAUUUUGUGAAUCAUCAUGCGUCUUUUAAUCGAGGUGACCGUGUAAUAAUUAAUGCGACAGUUAUUAGUAAUACCCAACGUCCAACAUCGUGGGCAACUAAAUUGCAAUAGACCAAAUAAGCGGCAGCCGGAAACGGAGACGUAUCGUAAAUCGAGCGACACAUAUAUAGAUAUAUAUAAGAUAUAUGUAUAGAUCUAAAUAUUUGGAAGGAAAUAAUGCGACGCGAUAUUUGCGAUAUAAAACGUGAAUAUAAAAAUAAUUCACAAUUAUUAACAACUUUAUUACUCGUAUAUUUGAAGAAUAUAUUGGCGAGAAAUUCAAGUGUAUAUGCAUAUUUAAAUAAUAUACGUUCCCUUACCGGAUACGGGCUGCAAUGGUCAUUAGAGUUUUUCUACAUUUUUAUAUCGUAUGAAAGUAGUGAAAUUAUAAGAGCUGAAAUAAAUUUUAUGUAAAUCAGAAUAAAAAUAAAUUAAGGUAAUCAAAGAUCUCUAUAGCGUCUAAUCUUAAACAUUAUACGGUACUGAAAUCUUUUUUUAUUACGAUAAGAAAUUAACUUUCAGCUCAAAUUGUAUGAUUCGUCCAUCUUUUAUGGAAUUCCCUCUCUAAUGGGAUAGCUUUAGCUUAUAGUGCGUAUGUACAUAAUUAUAUUUCGGACGAAUGACGAUAGUGGCUUUAAGAAUAUCAGCGCUUUAUAAAGCCGUCCGAGCAUAAAGUAUCGUGUGACUAUAACCGGCUUUCAUCGAACAAUCAAACGAUAUUAGAUCCUUUACGCACGGUAUGACGAUCUAACAUAAGAAAUUGAACAUUCGACUGGAAAAAAAAAAAAAAAUUGCAUGUUUAUUCGCAGUCGUAUUUUGUAAAGCAACACGCUGUUCAAAAAUUUUUCUACAUGUACUCUAUAUGUAUUUCUUUAUAUAAAAAUUUAUUAUAAUUUGAAGAUAUAUCUCAUUGUCAAGAUUGUCAUUGACGUAAGUCGAUCGUGUAUCGUUUUACAUUUUGCAAUCGUUUUACAUUUUUGCAAUCGUAUGAACAAGUGCCGUUACGCUUUAUGCAGCAUCGUUAUAUAAUGACGCACCGAUAGAUAAUAAUAUCGUGUAUCACGCAAUAUCACGAACGAUCGGCAAUUUAUCAGACGGCCGAAAAAACUCAAUCCUUACAUUUUCGCGGUAAAUGUAAUACCUGCUACGAAGGAUAUAAUAUACAAUUCUACGACGGCACAUAUUGCAUGUACAUCUUGACCAUUGUUUGAUUGCAUAAACAAUUUUUAUAUAUCUCAAUUGUUGCGCUAUCAUAAUUAUACCCAUUUUUAUACCAAAAUAAAAUCAUGUAAAACAUUUAUUC
Cataglyphis hispanica is the source of this 2017-nucleotide messenger RNA. RefSeq lists its product as uncharacterized. The coding region runs from base 210 to 704 and encodes 164 amino acids. The record is from RefSeq and is a predicted model, not a curated record. NCBI's taxonomy places the organism in Eukaryota, Metazoa, Arthropoda, Insecta, Hymenoptera, Formicidae. The transcript is spliced from 4 exons.